CUAAAAACGAAUAGGUCAGUCUUGGGCGGAGAUUCUGAUCUUUUCUGUGACGCCGAUCUCCUCACGUUUUGUCAUGUGUUUACCGGGCUCCAGUCCACGUGCUACUCUCACGAGGCCCCGCCCACAGUGUAGACACGCCCAUCGAAGGUUCACAAAGUUCUGAAAGUCCCGUCACAGCAGCAGAGCAUCUCGAAUCUACUGUACACGCUCCAGGACUGACUUUAACACUCACUUUCGUCUGUUUGCGACACUUUCGCCUCAAGACUCAUCUGAAGUUCUGUUUUAAGCUCGAUUCUGUCGUCCAGGAUUUCAAACACUUGACGUUAUCCUGCGAACAGGAGACUCUUCCACAGUCUUCUGCUAAAACAUCUCAUGGCGAUGGACAAACGGAUCCUGCGGUCUCUGGGGAACGGCCGGGCGCGGCGGAACCUCUUCGGUCCGGUGGAUCGUGAGCAGCUCCAGCUGGAGUACCUCGACGCUCUGAGGAAGGACCUGGAGGAAGCAUCCCGCCGCUGGAGUUUCGACUUCCUCUCGGAGACACCUCUGGAGGGCGGAGACUUCCUGUGGGAGGGCGUGUCCAAGGAAAAGCUGCCCGUCUUGUACCGCGCCUCUCGGGAGGUGCAACCGCGCGGGAAAGAGAACAUCCUCGGAACCCCGGAGAGAUUCAGCACCGUCUCGCAGGAUGUGGAGAAAACGCCAGAAAAGAGGACAGAGCUGAAGAGGAAACAGACGAAUAUCACAGACUUCUAUCAGGCGAAGAAGAGGCAGGUGGCCACACCCCGCAAAUCAGGACAAUAACACACACACACACACACACACACACACACAGUCAGGAACGCUAGUGUGUCUCGUCAGGACUCGUCUCUUCAUAGGAGGAACACUUACACACGAGAACUGAUGUACUGUUGGAUCUGUGCGGGGGCCAUGGACCGAAUCAAGAAACACACACAGUGGACUGUUCCACAACUUAUUUAGCAUCUUCCAUCAUGUUUUUGUUUGACAGAGAAAUUGUUUCUCUGUCAUUCCUCUUCCUGUUUAUAUGUUUGCAUGUCAACGUUUAACAUUUAUGCAUAAUGAUGUUUAAGAGAAUGUGUUAAAAUCUUU
This is a messenger RNA of Carassius carassius (crucian carp), 1104 nucleotides long. RefSeq names its product cyclin-dependent kinase inhibitor 1-like. Gene Ontology annotation, cellular component: nucleus. Gene Ontology annotation, molecular function: cyclin-dependent protein serine/threonine kinase inhibitor activity. The record is from RefSeq and is a predicted model, not a curated record. Bases 373 to 798 code for a protein of 141 amino acids. The transcript has 3 exons. NCBI's taxonomy places the organism in Eukaryota, Metazoa, Chordata, Actinopteri, Cypriniformes, Cyprinidae. Gene Ontology annotation, biological process: signal transduction by p53 class mediator; regulation of mitotic cell cycle.